AUGGAGGAGAUAAAGGACGAAGGUAGGGUCAACGGAGAAACAUCGUCCUUCUUACUCACCAACGAAUGGUGGUCGUUCAACAGAGACGGGACAGCCCUGAGGCAAGACAAGCAGACACGCAUACAACUGGUCAACAAAGGGGCCACAGUGGCCGGUUGUCUGUCAGUCAACGCCGAGGAAGGGUCGCUUGUCUUGAAAGGUUGCUCGUUCCAGGACGAAACCCAGAGGUUUUGGGUGGAGCAGCUGGUGGAAGACGACGGGACGUCUGUAUCGGAGAUCACCGCAGCGGCCGGCUUGGGGAAGCUUACAUGGUCCGGUGACAAGGGCCCAUCGGUUCUAAUCCAGCCCUCGGCCGGACGCGUCGUGCCGGACAGCGAUAAGCCAACUCACUAUACCUCGCUUCUCGGGUGUACAAACUCGGACGGUUCCGAGAACUUCAACUCGCUGGACUGCAUCUUGGCCAUUUCCUACAACAGAGCCCCGGCGAAAUGCGCCACCGACCCCCAGGCGACAGACUGCAUCCUCAACUACCUCGGUGCCUUCUGCGGUGACCUGGUUGAUGGCCGCCUGAGGGCUAACAAUCCCAUUCCACGGGACCAAAUCGCAAACCAGCUGGAGGCUUGUGCUCGCAAGAUCGCAUUAGGUCCCUGCGUGGCGAACCCAACCGGCGCCGCCUGUACAUCGGGGCUUUUUGCCGGUACCAAGUUUCCUGGGUUCUCUGACGAACCAGGUGAUGCGACGACAGUGUCCGUGAGACGCGAUGCCCUUUCCGCCAAGUACAACAUCUUCCCGGAGGAGCGCGUGAAAGACGCUGUCUUUGAGGAGUUUGUGAUCGGUAUCGCAAAACAACUGCUCAACUCCAUUUCCGAUACAGUCAGUGGCUUGUUCAACCGGCACGCCGAAAGCUCGGCGAUCUACUGCAACGGCAUUGCUGGCACCCUCGGCAGCACAAAGCUGGCAAGCAAGUGUUCCCGGAUCUGGACAGUUUCGACGGCGCCAGCGACCCGACUGGAAUAUGAAAUCGGCGUACAGAAGGCGGGUGCCAUCACCGGUCUUGUCGUAUCAAGCCUACUUGUCAUUGACGAUGUGAAGGACGCCAUCGAGGCCAUGAAUCCCCAGACAUGGAUAAAACUGAAAGGUCGUUUCAGUGCGCCCAAAGCUACGGAGGUGACCACGGCUGGAAGUACAAUCAAGGGGUAUAAGAUCACUGGCACAGGUGAGGGAGCAGGCACCAGCAUGGUGGAGAUUCUCAAGCAGGGCCCCAAAGGUAACGUCGUCCUAUUCGCAAGCGAGGUAGAGUCGCAAAUGGCACUCGAAGAGGCCAUAGAGAACGGCUUCGGAGACUGCGUCGAGUUGAACCCGCCCAAGCGGAAUACAAGGAGACAAAGAGAUCAUGCCGGGCCGCGCGGACUCAAAAGACCCCUUGGCCUCAAGAUCGCCUGUCCCCCUCUUACAAGCGGCGACGUCUCGACCGCGUUUCAAGACCCUUGGGCCCAGGCCAAGAACACAGUCGCCGACAUCUCCACCGACGCAGUGAGGGCGACGAACCUGGUCGAUGACGAUGUCGCCGACCUUGACGCACUUCACAAGGCCUACUUUGCCUUCUCAAAAGCCGGAACCGAGACGGCGCCGACAUGGGGCGCCGAGUUGCAACCUUGGGCCGAGCGCCUCCGCGGGGGUAUGAUCAGCAGCGCCGAGAAAGCCGCCAUCGCAAAAGACUUUGCCGGUUCAUACGGCCUCGUGCCCGAUGAAGAGGAGGCGCUCCAGCUCUGGUCCCGCGACUACGCCAUCCAACAGCGUCCGCUCAAGUCGGGGGCCGCCAAGAUCCCUGACUACGCCAGCUACUGCGUGCGCAAGACGCGCCUGUCGCAAGAGACGAUCGAUAUGCUCCUCAACAGCCGGGGCGGCAAGCGCGGCGAGCCUGGCGUCUACGACGUGGGAGACCUGGUCAUCAACACGCAGAGUAUCGAUUUUGCAAACAUGGCCUCGGGGCACCCGCGAUUUGUUAUGGCCACGACUCCUGGCCUGAUCAACUAUCAUGGUGAUUCCAGCGUCAUCAUGUCGAGCCCAUACUCGUUCGUCAUCCGGUCGCGCAAGGGGAAGUACAUCACGCCGGUUACCGUUGGGAAAGAACAAAUGGUCGAGGGCCAGCCCGAGAUUAUUUUCCUCGAUGGUGAGCAGGGCCGGUUCAAGUUGUUGGGCUGGGCCAGCGGCCAGAAUGGGAAACCGGCCGUGUUCUACUUUGACAAUGUUAAUUGA
Messenger RNA from Colletotrichum higginsianum IMI 349063, 2259 nucleotides. RefSeq lists its product as uncharacterized. Lineage: Eukaryota; Fungi; Ascomycota; Sordariomycetes; Glomerellales; Glomerellaceae. The transcript has 3 exons. Bases 1 to 2259 code for a protein of 752 amino acids. The record is from RefSeq and is a predicted model, not a curated record.